Scylla paramamosain (green mud crab) is the source of this 1782-nucleotide messenger RNA. RefSeq names its product isocitrate dehydrogenase [NAD] subunit gamma, mitochondrial-like (gene Idh3g). Gene Ontology annotation, cellular component: mitochondrion. The record is from RefSeq and is a predicted model, not a curated record. Lineage: Eukaryota; Metazoa; Arthropoda; Malacostraca; Decapoda; Portunidae. The transcript has 11 exons. Gene Ontology annotation, biological process: tricarboxylic acid cycle; isocitrate metabolic process. The coding region runs from base 204 to 1232 and encodes 342 amino acids.
UUUUUCAGAAGUGCUGGGCGGUAAAUGGCGCGGCUGGAGGUGACCGGCGAUGUAAACAAAAACAAUGGCUGCCUUGGGACGGUCACUCUCUUCCCUCUCCCUGCUUCCCCGCCUCCCCGCGCUGCUCAGGGACGCCGCCAGGGUGUCCCCAGUAUGCUCCAGGCGAGGCUUCACAGCGGCCCAGCCCUUCCCUGUGGCGCAGUAUGGGGGUCGCUUCCACAGUCACCAUGAUUCCAGGUGAUGGGAUUGGCCCUGAAAUGAUGGGAUAUGUCAGGAAUAUCUUCAGGUAUGCAGGAGUGCCUGUGGACUUUGAGGAGGUUCAGAUCACCAAGGAUUCCACGGAGGAGGAGUUUGAGAAGGCCCUGGUGUGCAUCAAGCGGAAUGGUGUGGCCCUCAAGGGCAGCAUAGAGAGCAAGUAUGGGGACCCCUCCUUCUCGUCACGCAACGCCACCCUGCGCACACAGCUGGACCUGUUCGCCAACGUGCUGCACUGUCGAUCCCACCCAGCCGUGCCUGCCCGCUACCCCGACCUGGACAUUGUGCUCAUCAGAGAGAACACUGAGGGCGAGUACUCCAUGCUGGAACAUGAGAACGUGCGGGGUGUGGUAGAGAGCAUGAAGGUCAUCACACGCCAUGCCUCCGAGAGGGUUGCCCGCUAUGCCUUUGAGUAUGCGAAGAGGAACAGCCGCAGGAAGGUCACCGCUGUGCACAAGGCCAAUAUUAUGAAGCUCUCAGACGGCCUGUUCCUGGAGACUUGCCGGCAGGUGGCCAAGGAAUACCCAGAGGUGGAGUUUUCGGACAUGAUAGUGGACAACACCUGCAUGCAGUUGGUGUCACGGCCGCACCAGUUCGACGUGAUGGUGAUGCCCAACCUGUACGGCGCAGUGGUGUCCAAUGUCGCCUGCGGUCUGGUGGGUGGCCCCGGGCUGCUCUCUGGCAGAAACUAUGGUGAUCAUUUUGCAGUGUUUGAGCCAGGCACACGCAACACAGGGACAUCAGUGGCCGGCCUGAAUGUGGCCAACCCUAUUGCUAUGCUCAAUGCGGCCUGCGACAUGUUGUUCCACCUCGGCCUGGCCUCCCAUGCCACUCUCAUCAGCGGUGCCAUCAGCAAGACCAUCAAUGUUGACCAGAUUCAUACGGCUGACAUCGGGGGGCAGGCCACGAGUCUCGACGUGGUACAGAACAUCAUUCAUGACAUCCAGGAGAAGACCAAGGCUGGGAACUGGAUUUGAAACCACCGCCUAACAAGAAGGAACUAAUGGAGACAAGACGAGACGAGUUAUUAUUAAGAGAAAAAGAAAGAGGUCAGUGAUAGGCAGAAAAGAGAUUAAAUUAAAUUCAUGUACCGUACGUUUUUAGAUAACUGUACUAAUAGUGGAAGUGUACGAUAAUUAGAACAUUUUAUAGUCAGCGGUUAAAGAAAAUGGAAGGUUGUACAGAGGAAUAAAGAUAAUUUAUUAUUAUUAUUAUUAUUAUUAUUAUUAUUAUUAUUGUUAUUAUUAUUAUUAUUAUUAUUAUUGUUUUUUUUAUUUUUAUUAUUAUUAUCAUUAUUAUUAUUAUUAUUAUUAUUAUUAUUAUUAUUAUUAUUAUUAUUAUUAUUAUUAUUAUUAUUAUUAUUGCUAUCACAGUACAUCUUUCUUACCUAUACCGAGUUAUUGUACAUAGAAGGAAGGAAUUAGUAGUACUAGUAGUAUAUUGUAAUGUACAGUGUUCUUGUAAAUAGCUAUGAUAGACGAGUGUUUUGUUUGUUAUUAUGUUACUAUUAUAAUGAUGCGGUGGUGA